AUGGCGCUCAAUGCCUCCUCACACAACGUCGCCGGCGAGAAGACGGGGCCCACCACGGCUCCCCCGCCAGCCAUCAGCGACGACAUCAAGAAGGACUUGCUAGAGGCGGCCGGCGCCGACGCCACAGGCCAAAGUGCCCCCGGCCGCGAGAACGAAAAGGGCGAAGAGAAGAAGGAGAAGAGCGCAAAGGAGCUCGAGAAGGAGCGCAAGAAGGCAGAAAAGGACGCCAAGUUCAAGGCGAAGAAGGCGGCCGCAGCCACAGCUCCUGGGGCUGCCAAGGACGGUGGUGCCGCCAAAGAGAAGAAGAAGAAGGGCAAGGAGGAGGAGCAGCUGCCCAAGUAUGUCGAGGAGACACCCAAGGGCGAGAAGAAGCGCCUGAGGAGCUUGGAGGAUCCUUUCACCAAGGCAUACAUCCCCAAGGUCGUCGAGUCGGCGUGGUAUGACUGGUGGAAGGAGGAGGGCUUCUUCAAGCCCGAGUUCCAGGCGGACGGCAACGUCAAGCCAGCCGGAAACUUCGUCAUCCCCAUCCCACCCCCGAACGUCACAGGCAAACUGCACUGCGGACACGCCCUGGCCACAUCGCUGCAAGACGUCCUUAUCCGAUGGCAUCGCAUGAAGGGCUUCACCACACUAUACGUGCCUGGAUGCGAUCACGCUGGUAUCGCCACACAGAGCGUUGUUGAGAAGAUGCUCUGGCGGCGGGAGAAGAAGACGAGGUACGACCUUGGCCGACCUGCGUUCCUGCAACGAACAAUGGAGUGGAAGGAGGAGUAUCACCAGCAUCUCACACAUACGUUGAACCGCAUGGGUGGCUCCUUCGACUGGACUCGCGAGGCCUUCACCAUGGACGAGAACUGCUCGAACGCCGUGACUGAAGCCUUUGUCAAGAUGCACGAGGACGGUCUGAUAUACCGCUCAAACCGACUUGUCAACUGGUGCACGCAGCUCAACACAGCGCUGUCCACCCUUGAAGUUGACAACAAGGAGCUCACGGGUAGAACCGUGCUCUCUGUGCCCGGAUACGAGCGCAAGGUUGAGUUCGGUGUCCUUGUACACUUCAAGUACCCUAUCGAGGGCACAGAUGACUUCGUCGAGGUCGCUACUACGCGUGUAGAGACCAUGCUCGGCGACUCUGGUAUUGCUGUCCAUCCCAAUGACGAGCGCUACAAGCACCUGGUCGGAAAGAACGCCAAACAUCCUUUCAUCGACCGCCUGCUACCUAUUGUUGCAGAUGAAUACGUGGAUCCUGAAUUCGGUACUGGUGCUGUCAAGCUGACUCCCGCUCACGACCCGAACGAUUUCAACCUAGGCAAGAAGCACAACCUCGCUUUCAUCAACGUGCUCAACGACAACGGUACCUUGAACAAGAACACCGGGAAGUUUGAAGGCCAAAAGCGAUUCGAUGCCCGAUACACUGUUGUUGAAGAACUCGAGAAGGCAGGUCUCUUUGUCAAGAAGGAGGACAACCCCAUGAAGGUGCCAGUCUGCUCAAGGUCAGGAGACAUUAUUGAGCCAAUCAUGAAGCCUCAAUGGUGGAUGAAGAUGGAAGGCUUGGCUAAACCUGCCGUGGAAGCAGUCCAAAAGGGCGACAUCAAGAUUCGGCCAGCCACGUCUGAGAAGGUCUACAUGCACUGGCUGAACAACAUUCAAGACUGGUGUUUGUCCCGACAGCUGUGGUGGGGUCACCAGAUCCCUGCCUACUUUGUCAAUGUCGAGGGUGAAGACAACGACCGGUCGGCCAACGACCUCUGGAUCACCGGACGGACAGAGGAGGAGGCACAGAAGAAGGCGGCAGAGAAGUUCCCUGGAAAGAAGUUCACUCUGGAGCGGGAUGAGGACGUGCUCGACACAUGGUUCUCAUCUGGUCUCUGGCCUUUCGAGACUCUCGGAUGGCCAAAGCAGACCGCAGAUCUGGACAAGCUCUUCCCCACAUCUGUGCUAGAGACAGGUUGGGAUAUUCUUUUCUUCUGGGUCGCCAGGAUGAUCAUGCUUUCGCUACAUCUGACUGGCAAGGUCCCUUUUAAGGAGGUCUACUGCCAUUCGUUGAUCCGCGACUCGGAAGGCAGAAAGAUGUCGAAGUCACUCGGUAAUGUCAUCGAUCCCGUUGACAUCAUGGACGGUAUCACUCUGCAAAAGCUGAACGACCAACUGCAAGCGGGUAACCUAGAUCCUAAGGAGUUGAAGACUGCCGAGAAGUACCAGAAGACGUCGUUCCCUCAAGGUAUCCCGGAGUGUGGUGCUGAUGCCCUGCGCAUGGCACUUGUCGGAUACACAACCGGUGGAGGUGAUAUCUCGUUUGAUGUCUCUGUUAUUCACGGCUACAGGAAGUUCUGUAACAAGAUCUACCAAGCAACAAAAUACGUACUUGGCCGACUAGGAGACUUCACUCCUCGUGCUAAGGUCACAAAGUCUGGAAAGGAGUCCCUGCCCGAGCGAUGGAUCCUACACAAGCUUACAUCCUCUGCUAAGAAGAUCAACCAGCACUUGGAAGCGCGCGAGUUCUCGCUUGCAACGCAGGUUGCCUACAAGUACUUCUACGAGUUCCUGUGUGACACAUAUAUCGAGAACAGCAAGGCAAUCUUCGAUGAUGGCAGUGACGAGCAGAGAGAGAGCGCCAAGCAGACCCUCUACACUGCCAUUGAGGGCGGUCUGACCAUGAUCCACCCAUUCAUGCCCUUCUUGACCGAGGAGCUCUGGCAGCGUCUGCCACGACGAGAAGGCGACAAGACAAAAUCCAUCACCAUUGCCGCAUAUCCACAAUUCAUUGAGGAGUUUAGCGACGAGACUGCCGAGACCGAAUACGAGCUGCUCGUAGACUGCUCAAAGGGUCUUCGCUCCCUCGUAGCCGAAUACGCCAUCAAGGAGAACGCAACAACUUUCAUCCAGCCCCUCAACGACGCGACACAUACCUCCCUUUCGGCUGACACAUCUCUCCCCUCAAUCCGAUCCCUCGCCGGAAAAUCCGUCUCCAAUAUUACUAUUCUCGCGCCCUCGGAUCCUGCGCCGACGGGUUGCGCUGUGUACACUAUUGGCUCCACGGCAACGGCGUACCUCGACGUCAAGGGCCGCAUCGAGAUCGACAAGGAGAUCACCAAGGCUCAGGAUAGGCUCAAGAAGGCGACUGAGACGAUUGAGAAGCAGAAGCAGAUUAUGGAUGUUGACUGGGAGGGUAAGGUCAGCGAUGUUGUCAAGGAGCAAGAAAAGGAGAAGCUGAAGGGUGCUGAGAUCGAGGCGAGGAACUGGCAGGCGAGUAUCGAGCAGUUCCAUAGCUUGAAGUUGGAGUAG
Molecule: messenger RNA, 3285 nt
Organism: Dothidotthia symphoricarpi CBS 119687
Lineage: Eukaryota; Fungi; Ascomycota; Dothideomycetes; Pleosporales; Dothidotthiaceae
Product: valyl-tRNA synthetase-like protein
Exons: 4
Coding region: 1-3285 (1094 amino acids)
Biological process (GO): valyl-tRNA aminoacylation
Cellular component (GO): cytosol
Molecular function (GO): ATP binding; valine-tRNA ligase activity; aminoacyl-tRNA deacylase activity
Source: RefSeq, a predicted model, not a curated record